GUACGAGUUGAAUAACUCCGCCUGUGUUUUGAUUCCUAUUUGGACACAGCCGGUCCCAAGCCCGGAUAAAGGAGGAGGGCUGUCAAUAUCUGUACUAUGUAUGAUGCAAAUGAUCCUGACCCUUAAUCUCUUGUGAGUUCCAGAUGCAUCAUUUAUCUGUAUUUUUGUAUGGGCCACCAAUCUUAUGCCUGCUGCCAUGUUGGGUGUCCAGAAUCGGAUUUGAUUACUCACUAGAUUCAAAUAAUAUUUAAAGAAGGAAGGGAGGCUGACUUCCAAAUUUUGUCCAAAUUAAGGUAGAUUGUGAUUUAGUCUUGAUGGAUACUUAUCACUUCGUGGUUGAUGCAUCUAGGUUUCAUCUCGUGAAAACUUACCAGUUUCAAUCUCUCGUAAGAAUUUUUUUUGGAGGAUUAAAUGGGAUAAGUUUUCUUCAUGUAGAAUGUCAAGUUGGUGUUUCCUCUAUUUUUCAAGAACAAUUUUCUAAAUAGAAAGUAAAAUGGACAUUAUAUAACAAAGUUAAGAGUAUAAUAAGAAACAAAAUUAUGUAUGCCCGAUUAUCAUCACCACCACCAUUACAAGAUUCUCCACCGUCUCACUAUCAUCACCACAAUUGCGAUCAUCUUUGACAACACCACCUCCCACUACCAAGUACCAUCGCCGUCGCCACCAUAUCCUACCUCCAUCUGCAUUUUAAACGCCAUUAUUGCCACCUGCAAAUACCAUCACCAUCAUCACAUUCUCCACUCCCAUUAUCCUCACUAUGCCAACCGUUACUGCUACCAACACUCCAACCGCCAUUGCUACCAACACCACUCUAUGAUCAGCCACCAUCUUUACCACCACCGCCGCCAUUACUACUAAACACAAAUUUAUAGUUUUGUACAAGAUUUUAGAUAUUGGUACCAUACAAGUUUUUAAUGUUUCAUUCUCAAAAAUCAUUCUCGGAUUAAACUACCAGUUGUAUUCUCGAGUCAUAAAAAUACGAAAUUUAUAUCGUUUUCAUAUUACAAAAGGGCUCUUUAAAAACAUCCAUGAUUUUCAAACACCCGUCGCGCAUUAAAUUUCCAACAGUAGUAUAUUAGUCAGUGAGAUGGUGAUGGUUUACUUAACUAGAGAUAAUUAGUAAAAUGCAGAUAAUUAAUUGUAUUGUUUAACCACAGAGACAGAGACCGUUAAUUUAAUAUUCCAUCUAAUUAUUUUGAGUGAGCAGAUGGUUAAACAAAAAAAAAUUAAUUAAUUGAUUAAAAAAAGGCUUUUGAGAUCCAAAUCUCAUCCAACUGGGAUUUUUGUUUUUCCUCUCUUUCAAGCUUCACCAUCCCAACUCAACCGCAGUCAAACUACGCCGUUUCACUUCCUUUCCUCUCAGCUCCGCCUUUGACUCUCUCACUCUUUCUCACUCAAACAACAAACUCAAUGCUCUAAUUCAUGUUUGGUUGCCGAGAAAAUUGAGGUAAAAAAAAAAAGAGUUUCGUCUUUGUGUUCGAUCAAAUUUUCUCUCAUUUUCUUGCUUGCCAAACAGAGCAAACUACGCAACUCUGUGUAAAGCUUCAGUUUUAUUGUUUUUUGUGUUUUUUUUUUCUCGGGUAGCAUAAUUGCAAUCGUUUCGAGAUUUUUUUUCUCUGGUAGCAUAAUUGCAAUCUUUUCGAGAUUUUUUUUUCUCAGGUAGCAUAAUUGCAAUCGUUUCGAGAUGGAAGAGGAAAAUGCGGUGGAGCUUUUACAGCGGUUUCGCCGCGACAGGCGAAUACUUCUUGAUUUUAUACUUGCCGGUAGCUUGAUAAAGAAGGUUAUAAUGCCUCCCGGUGCGGUUACGCUCGAUGAUGUGGAUCUAGACCAAGUUAGUGUUGAUUAUGUGAUCAAUUGUGCUAAGAAAGGUGGAAUGCUUGAGCUUUCGGAAGCUAUUAGGGACUACCAUGACCAUACUGGUUUACCACAAAUGAACAAUACAGGUUCUGCUGGCGAGUUCUUUUUGGUUACGAAUCCUGACUUUUCUGGUUCUCCUCCAAAAAGGGCACCGCCACCUGUUCCUGAAUUUGUGCCGCCUCCUAUUAUCGUGCCGCCUCCAAGUGUCAUAUCAUCUGUUCCUGAUCUUGACUCAUCUCCGGUUGCAUUAAGUGUGUCAAAAUCAGAAUCUUUUAACUCUACACAAGUUCAAGAACUUACGGUAGAUGAUAUUGAGGAUUUUGAGGAUGAUGAUAUCGAUGAGGCUGAUAGUGUCCUCAUUUCACGAAGGACACGAAAUGAUGCUGCUGAUCUUGCUCUUGGAUUGCCUCCUUUUAAGACAGCUAUCACAGAAGAUGGUCUCCGUGAAACUGCAUAUGAAGUCCUUUUGGCAUGUGCUGGUGCUUCAGGGGGUCUCAUUGUGCCUUCAAAAGAGAAAAAGAAAGACAAAAGGUCCAAGCUGAUGAGGAAACUUGGACGAAGUAGAAAUGAAAAUGCUUUGAGUCAGUCUCAACGAGCCCCUGGAUUGGUUGGGUUAUUGGAGACUAUGCGUGUUCAAAUGGAGAUAUCUGAGGCAAUGGACAUCAGGACUAGACAAGGGCUGCUUAAUGCCCUAGCAGGAAAAGUGGGAAAAAGAAUGGAUACCUUACUAGUUCCUCUGGAACUUUUAUGCUGUAUUUCACGAACAGAAUUCUCUGACAAGAAGGCGUAUAUACGGUGGCAGAAUAGGCAGUUGAAUAUAUUGGAGGAGGGGCUUCUUAACUUCCCUGCUGUUGGAUUUGGGGAGUCUGGACGCAAAGCGAGUGAGUUUAGGAUUCUGUUAGCAAAGAUUGAAGAAUCAGAGUCACUUCCACCAUCCACGGGUGAACUCCAACGAAUGGAAUGCUUGAGAUCUCUUCGAGAGAUUGCCACUCCACUUGCUGAGAGGCCUGCUCGUGGUGACUUAACUGGUGAAGUAUGCCACUGGGCAGAUGGUUAUCACUUGAAUGUUAGACUAUAUGAGAAACUGCUUCUCAGUGUCUUUGAUAUGUUGGACGAGGGAAAGCUGACUGAGGAAGUAGAAGAAAUACUCGAGCUUGUGAAGUCGACGUGGCGUGUUUUAGGAAUCACGGAGACCAUUCAUUGCACCUGCUAUGCAUGGGUCUUGUUCCGUCAGCAUGUUAUUACUAGCGAUCAAGGAAUUUUACAACAUGCCAUUGAACAGUUAAAGAAAAUACCAUUGAAGGAACAACGGGGACCACAGGAGAGGUCACACUUGAAGAGUUUGCAUUGUAGAGUUGAAGGGGAUCAGGGGCAUCAAGAUUUAUCUUUCUUACAGUCAUUCUUAUUGCCAAUUCAGAAGUGGGCUGAUAAGCAAUUAGGAGAUUACCAUCUGCACUUUGCUGAGGUGCCAGGUUUGAUGGAGAAUAUAGUAGCAGUUGCGAUGAUUGCUCGGAGGCUGCUGUUGGAGGAACCCGAAGCAGCAAUUCUUCAAUCCACGUCCAACACAGAUGAAGAUCAGAUAGAAUUAUAUGUAUCAUCUUCUAUUAAGAAUGCAUUUACAAGGAUCUUACAUUCUGUUGAUAAAUCAGAAUUAAAGCAUGAACAUCCUUUGGCAUUGCUUGCUGAAGAGACGAAGAAACUUUUGAAAAAAGAUGCAACCAUGUUCAUGCCAAUUUUAUCCCAGAGGCAUCCACAAGCAACUGCUGUCUCAGCCUCACUCCUUCAUAGGAUUUAUGGCAACAAGUUGAAACCUUUUCUUCGGGCUGCUGAACAUCUGACAGAAGAUGUAGUAUCUGUAUUUCCAGCAGCUGACAGCCUUGAGCAAUACAUUAUGGAACUUAUUACGUCUGCUUGUGGAGAGGAAACUGCUGAUGUAUUCUGUAGGAAACUAGCUCCAUACGAGAUUGAAUCUAUAUCUGGAACAUUGGUGAUGCGUUGGGUCAAUUCGCAACUUGGAAGGAUCUUAGGUUGGGUUGAACGGGCUAUUCAGCAGGAGAGGUGGGACCCAAUUUCACCUCAACAGCGGCAUGGGAGUUCAAUUGUUGAAGUAUUUAGGAUUGUGGAGGAGACUGUUGACCAAUUUUUUGAUCUCAAGGUUCCAAUGAGGCCUACAGAAUUGAGUGGUUUGUUUCGUGGAGUUGACAAUGCGUUUCAAGUGUUUGCUAAUCUCGUCAUUGACAAGUUGGCUACUAAGGAGGAUUUAAUUCCACCAGUGCCCAUUCUUACAAGAUACAGGAAGGAAGCUGGAAUAAAGGCUUUUGUAAAGAAGGAACUAUUUGAUCCUAGGCUGCCUGAUGAGAGAAGGUCUACUGAAAUUAGUUUUAGAACGACUCCAACCCUUUGUGUGCAGUUAAAUACACUUUAUUAUGCAAUCAGUCAGUUGAAUAAGUUGGAAGAUAGCAUUUGGGAGCGCUGGACGAAGAAGAAGCCCCGCCAAAAACUUAUCAAGAAAUCCAUAGAUGAGAAGUCAAAAAGUUUCACCCAAAAGGACACGUUUGAUGGCAGUAGAAAAGAUAUAAAUGCUGCUAUAGAUCGAAUUUGCGAGUUCACUGGAACUAAAAUUAUCUUCUGGGAUUUGAGGGAACCGUUUAUUGACAAUUUAUAUAAACCAAGUGUUUCUCUUUCGAGGUUCGAAGCAGUGUAUGAACCACUUGAUACGGAACUUAGUCAACUAUGUGCUAUAAUUGUGGAACCACUCAGGGAUCGCAUUGUGACAAGUCUCCUUCAGGCAACACUGGAUGGUUUACUCCGCGUUCUAUUAGAUGGUGGCCCAUCACGAAUUUUCUCAGUGGGAGAUGCAAAGCUAUUAGAAGAAGACUUGGAGGUCCUCAAGGAGUUUUUCAUCUCGGGAGGAGAUGGCCUUCCGCGAGGAGUUGUUGAGAAUCAGGUAUCACGUGUUCGGGAUGUAGUAAAGUUGCACAGCUACGAGACUCGAGAACUGAUCGACGACUUGAGGUCUUCCAGUGGCCCGGAAGCUCGGGGUGGUAGAAGCAAACUAGGGGCUGAUUCUAAGACCCUAUUGAGAAUAUUAUGUCAUAGAGGUGAUUCGGAGGCCUCUCAAUUCCUCAAGAAACAGUACAAGAUACCCAAGUCCGCGGCGUAGGGAUUAUCUUUGCUCUUCAGAAAAGUCCUCUUUGGAAUGUAAAGCGGUAAAAUUUGUAUUGUUUUAGAAAUUUGUUUGUGUAAUUAGUUCAUUGUUUCUAUCUUUGUUUAUGUAACUUAUGAACAUGUAAUAAGAGCUAUUUUACAUAUUAAAUCUGUAUUUUUUGGGAUUCCUAAAUCUUUCCCUUUUAAGAUAUGAAAAGAAAACGUGUAUUUGAAGCAAAUAGAACGCAAUGCACUUGUUGUCUA
Molecule: messenger RNA, 5268 nt
Organism: Malus domestica (apple)
Lineage: Eukaryota; Viridiplantae; Streptophyta; Magnoliopsida; Rosales; Rosaceae
Source: RefSeq, a predicted model, not a curated record